Molecule: messenger RNA, 2093 nt
Organism: Rana temporaria (common frog)
Lineage: Eukaryota; Metazoa; Chordata; Amphibia; Anura; Ranidae
Gene: MAX
Product: MYC associated factor X
Exons: 7
Coding region: 329-937 (202 amino acids)
Biological process (GO): positive regulation of transcription by RNA polymerase II
Cellular component (GO): RNA polymerase II transcription regulator complex
Molecular function (GO): DNA-binding transcription factor activity; protein dimerization activity
Source: RefSeq, a predicted model, not a curated record
GGAAACCACUUCUCUCACUUCACCACCGCCUCGUUCUAGGUCUAGGAUGUCCUGUAGUUCUCUCCUCCAGCCCUGGCCACCCGGGACUACAUUUCCCGGCAGCCCCUGCGCGCCGAGGACAGGAAGCGGAGACUCUGCUUAGUGAGUAGUCACGUGUGGCUUCCGGUGAUCUGUUUUCCUGGACGCAGAGAGGCUGUCCUCCUUCCUCCUUCUUCGGGGUAAUUUCCCCGGGUCUGGAUGGUGUGUUGUUUCAUUCCUGGUCAUUGUUCAGUGAAGAGGCAUCCUGUUUUCCCCGUACGGAACACCGCCUGCUCCGGUGGAUGAAAGCAUGAGCGAUAACGAUGACAUCGAGGUGGAGAGCGACGAAGAAAGCUCAAGAUUUUACUCCUCGGCGGACAAAAGAGCACAUCACAAUGCGCUAGAACGUAAACGCAGGGACCAUAUUAAGGACAGUUUCCACAGUCUAAGAGACUCAGUACCUUCACUCCAAGGGGAAAAGGCCCCACAGCCAGCAUGUGGCAAGCAAUGCCCGAGUCGGAGGUGGACCACAUCUCUCUCAUUCUCUCAGAGCACAGAUGGGAAUGGCCUGGUUGGAAAGGAUGCAGAGGAUGACAAAAAGUAUAAAGCUUCACGGGCACAGAUCCUGGACAAAGCCACAGAGUAUAUACAGUAUAUGAGAAGAAAAAAUCACACACACCAGCAAGAUAUUGAUGACCUAAAGAGACAGAAUGCUCUUUUAGAACAACAAGUUCGUGCUCUUGAGAAAGCAAAAUCAAACUCAAGGCUUCAGUCCAGCUAUUCUUCGUCUGACAGCAGUCUUUACACCAAUCCUAAUGGCAGUGCCAUAUCGGCUUUUGAUGGAGGAUCUGAUUCCAGCUCAGAGUCGGAACCAGAAGAACCUCAAAGCAGAAAGAAACUACGGAUGGAAGCAAGUUGAGCAAAAUAAAGCAAUAAAGAGAACAUCCUAUACCAAGCUAAACUUCUUUUAGCACAUACCCCCCCCCCCCCUCCCCUUGACCCUUAUUUAGGCCGUGCUCAGCUCUUUUAAGGACUUUUUCCCUGUUAUCUUUAGUUUAUUGGACUCUGUUUGAUUUCUUGUUUCUCAAUGUCAUUGUUCCCUCUCCAUGCUGUAUUAAAAUAUUAAGGAAACAUCCAAAGGCUUGCCAGGUAAAGAUUCUCUGCAAGUAAAACGUGGUGCUGUACUGGAGUACAGCCUUUUUGAUGACGAUUUGCAGUCACAUUCGUCUAUAAAAUUAUUUUUAACUGCAUCGUGAUAUUGUGUUUUUUGUUAAACAUUUUUUUUAUCUUACAUGUUACAGAUUUUAAACACUGUUCAUUUGUUAACGACUUUUAUCAUUUAUUCUGAUUAUGCAUAUAUGUAAACGGCUCCCUUUUUUUUUUUUUUUUGGCAAGUGUAACCCAUGAACUUUUUUAUGAAUAUGUUGCAUAGAUCUGAUUUGUUUCUGCAUCAACUUUUUGCCAUGAAUAUCUGUCGGGAGGCACAUCUAUAUAAUCAUGGCCACAAUAUAAUUUUAUUUUUUUUGUACAGUCUUUUGGAAAAUCUAAACUGUUGUGUGAUGUCUUACCUUAUUGACCUUCAUACUAUAUAGUUCUUGGUAAGCCCAAAGGAGAGAUGUUGGUUCAAAAUUGGGGGGGGUGAAUAUAGUUCAGUUUUCUUUUCAGUUAAAAAUGUAAUAUAUAGCAGCUUACCAGUCCGUAUGUAUGGGGGCUGCAUAGAACAUGGGGAAUUGUCCACGUGCGAAAACAUACCUUUUGAUCUUGCUAGAGAUCUUGUAAUUAACAAAGCAAUAUAAAAUUAUUUUGAUUGUCUAUUUAACAGAUUGAGGGACCAAAUAAGAGCUGUUCAUUGUUGGCGUUUACAUACCUUUUAAGAUGGCCAUAUGUGUUGCUAUUUGAUUUCAAUCUUAGCUGCCAGGUUUAGAUUUGCCAAAAUUUUGUGAGAUAAUGACAAAACGCCUAUCUAAUUUGUGUCCAAUCAUGAUGGCCAUUGCAUUACACAGUUGUUGGUAAGAAAAUUUGAAAAUGGUGACGGAGCAAUUAAAAAAUAAAUGAUCGAUGUUCGAUUAACCAAA